This is a messenger RNA of Contarinia nasturtii (swede midge), 1691 nucleotides long. Its product is annotated as putative cyclin-dependent serine/threonine-protein kinase DDB_G0272797/DDB_G0274007. The coding region runs from base 216 to 1583 and encodes 455 amino acids. The record is from RefSeq and is a predicted model, not a curated record. NCBI's taxonomy places the organism in Eukaryota, Metazoa, Arthropoda, Insecta, Diptera, Cecidomyiidae. The transcript is spliced from 11 exons.
UCUAGCCACACUGAGCUACAGUGUUUAUUUAAUGUCGUUUUACAGUUUAGUAAAGUACUUUGAGAGCUAAGUGUAGUGUAAAAGUGUUUUACUCGCACGCGAAAACGAACGUCUCGACAACGAAUAAUUUCAAGUAGAUCUUAGUUUAAUUCUAACGCGAUAGAAUUUGAUUUAUUAGAAAUCAACAACGAAGUGUUAAAAAAUAACAAUCGAGAAUGGCAACCGUUCAACGAAAAUUAGUUCACAAACAAUUUAAUUCACCGAUCGGCCUCUAUUCGGACAACAAUGUUAAGUCAACCCUGAAUCGUGAGCUGAAGGCAUUCUCCAAUGGAACUAUGGGAGUCGAAUGCGAUGACAAUGCAAAGCCAGCGAAUUUGGCGAAUUCAGCCGUUUUGAAACUGCUGGAAGAAGAAGAACGUGAAAAGCAAGCUGGGGGAGUAAAACGUGUAACGUGGCCACCAGAGCACGAAUACCAAGCUAGAGCUUCUUCACAAACACGUCAGUCGCCAGCUUUUCAACCGCAGCACCGACAACCAUCUCCCCAUCCUCAUUAUCAGAACGGUGGCUAUAAACCAUCUACGCAAUAUCGCCAACCAUCACCUGCUGUUGCACCCCAAACCAAUUAUCCUGGUCAAUCUUAUCAACAAUCACCAUCAUCAAACUAUCCGCAAUCGGGAUAUCAACAACAUCAACAUCAACAUCAACCACCCUAUCAACAACAACAAUACCAACAACCAGCCUAUCAGCAAGGUUAUCAAGGUCCAAUUUCCGAGAAAAGCCAAUAUCCUGAUCCAACUUAUAUGUCACAAUCCACUCCUAGCUAUUUACAAACGCAACAAAACAUAAAACCACCAAGCUGUACGGCCGCUUUUACUGGUGGAAUUUCAGUUGGUAAUAAAGCUCAGUCACAAGCUCAAUCACAAGCACCAAAUUGGUCGCAUGUUCAACCAUCUCGGCCAGUUCAUUCUGGAUACGUUCAACCACAAUAUAAUCAACAACAAUCAUCACAACCAUCAUUUCAUCAAAGCGAAUUGUCGACUCCAUACGCCGUAAAACAAAAUCAAUAUCAGCCACAACAGUCUUAUCAACAUCAACAGCAACAACAACAACAACAACAAUAUCAAUAUCAACAGCACCAACAAUCGGUUCCUGUGCAAUCAUCGACUCAAUACCAAACAAAUCAAUCGGUGCAGCCGCAACCGCAAAAUCAAUAUCAUCCCGAAGAUAAUUUCUAUCGACAACCAAGCCCCGGUGUCAUAACGUUGCGCAAAGAGCUUCCUGUUUCUCAACGUCCUCCUCUUAUUUACGCAUCUGAACCGGCUGCCCAUAGCUACGGAGGUGGCGGCAACAUGCGCGGCGACCAAAAAUGGCCACCAGAAGAAUACAAGAAACAAAGCGAAAUUGACAAUGAGCAACGCAGACAAUUGGCGUUAGGACCGGCAUUUCGACCGCGGCGAGUUAACAAAGAUUACACAGGAUUCUUCCAACGUCACGCUUUGAACGCAACUUACCCCGGAUAUAAAGCACCACCACACACUCAAUUUUAUGGCAAAAAUUAUCCAGAAUAUCCACAAUAUCAAUAAACAGGAGCAUCAACGACCACAUCAAUGUUGAAUUUUCAUUAAUUGAAAACAAAAACCCCAAUCGAAAAAUAGAUCAUACGAAGGAAGCAGCGCUCUCCUCCCACAAAA